Molecule: messenger RNA, 1023 nt
Organism: Aspergillus chevalieri
Lineage: Eukaryota; Fungi; Ascomycota; Eurotiomycetes; Eurotiales; Aspergillaceae
Product: Rcat domain-containing protein
Exons: 3
Coding region: 1-1023 (340 amino acids)
Biological process (GO): ubiquitin-dependent protein catabolic process; protein polyubiquitination; positive regulation of proteasomal ubiquitin-dependent protein catabolic process
Cellular component (GO): ubiquitin ligase complex; cytoplasm
Molecular function (GO): ubiquitin protein ligase activity; ubiquitin conjugating enzyme binding
Source: RefSeq, a predicted model, not a curated record
AUGGAAAACAUGGAUGAAGCCAGUCAAGCAACAAUUAUUACACUCCUCCUUCGUGACACGGAAGACAUCUUUGACGCAAGCGUAGACACUCAUGUGUACUCGGAUCUUCAGCUAGCCCUGAGUCUCUGGCAGGAGGAAAUUGACAACUACGCCAAUGUUGCAGAAGAUCGCAAGAUAGCGGAGCGCAUCGCCAGCGCACCUAGACGAGGUAGAGGAAAUCGGACAGUUGUCCGUGGUAGAGACGACGAACGCGUUACUGCAUCCUGGCAUCGUUUGGCAGCGGGGAAAGAGGUAGACUUGCUUGGAUACGACCCGCCAGCCCAGGCUCAAGCUAAAAGCUCCGAAAAGAGUGUCACACCUCAAAAACAACCUGAACUUGAGCCCGAACCCGAACAUGAACGUGAACGUGACCGUGACCCCCCUAAACCCAAUCCUCUCAGAUGCAUCUCGUGCUCAGGGAUGGUAGCGCCAGACACAGCAAUCAAAACCCCCUGCUCCCACCACCACUGCCGUACAUGUGUGCUAGAGCUUGUCCAACUUUCACUCGACAGCGAAACGAUAUUUGCACCGCAAUGUUGCCACACUGAAAUUCCCUUGACUCUGCUACAACCCAUCUUCGAUUCUGAGCCGGACAUCGAAAGGCAAUUUGACGAGAAAGUGACUUACCAUAAUGAUUCGAACCGGACGUACUGCUCCAACUCGACGUGCGCGCGGUAUCUCGGUCCCAACACAAAAUCCCCGGGCACAAAUAUGAGAUACUGCGUGGGUUGCUUGCGCUGGACCUGUGUGACUUGUCAAAAGACCCAUGUGCCGUGGAUGGGGUGCCAGUUUGGCGAUGAGGAAGUCUUGCAGUGGGUGAAGCAAUGGAACUGGCAGCAAUGUUUGCAAUGUAAGCACUGGGUUGAACUUGAGGCGGGUUGCAACCAUGUUGUUUGCCGCUGUGGGAACGGAUUCUGUUACGAAUGCGGUGCGAAGUGGAAGAGCUGCGAUUGCGAGUUGCAUCGCUAUUUUGGCCGUGUUUAG